Molecule: messenger RNA, 2155 nt
Organism: Cydia pomonella (codling moth)
Lineage: Eukaryota; Metazoa; Arthropoda; Insecta; Lepidoptera; Tortricidae
Product: ankyrin repeat domain-containing protein 39
Exons: 4
Coding region: 151-672 (173 amino acids)
Molecular function (GO): protein binding
Source: RefSeq, a predicted model, not a curated record
AUCAAGUUCUACAGCAGUCAAACAAGACUAUAAUGAAUACAUGUGGACUAUGAGAAAGGAGUUUUCAGAACCGGAACCAUCAGUGAUAGUAGAGCAGGACAAUAUUACAAACUUCAGCAAAGAGGCUAUGCACUUUGUACAUGUUUAGAAAUGGAUCAUGUCAAUUGUGAUCACACUCACUGCACAACUGCAAACCAAUCGGUUUGUCAGACACUAUCUGAAAUUGAAUGGGAGAGAGGAAUUUGGAAUGCUGCUUUUAAUGGUGACAAAGAGAAAGUGGACAUGUUAAUACACAAAGCAAACAAUCCUAAGGAAUUUGUGAAUAUGCCAGACAAUUCUGGGUACACAGCAAUGCACUAUGCCGCACGUAAUGGUCAUGUAGACAUAUGUAGAAUUCUGCUGGGGACUGGAGCCUGUGUUGACGCCCAGACUAGUGGAUUGGCUACACCACUUCAUAAAGCUGCAGCUGCAGGUAAAGCAGCUACCCUAAAAUUCCUUAUUCAGUGUGGAGCAAAUGUGUUAAUGCAAGAUACGGAUGGCGAGACUGCUCUUCACAAGGCUAUAGCUAAUAAGCGUACAGACCUGAUCAACAUUUUACUGGAAGCAUGUCCUGAACUUGCUAAUGUUAAAGACAAGAGAGGUCGUGUUGCAACCGAACUUUCACAGAACUGAAUAAUUUGAUAUUUGGAGAUUAAUUACUCCAUUGAUUUGAAUCAAGACCAUCUUGUUAUACAAAUUUGUUUAUUACUAGCUGUGCCGGACACUCCGAAAAUUGGAUCCUAGGCAGGUAUAAGUGUGGAUUGUUAUCAAAAUAAAGUAUUGUGUGGGCCCCGUUUCAUAUAAUGAUAAAGGACUAUUGGAAAAUUUUGACUAAUAUUUUGUAUAAGUAUGAAAUAGGUGCCUAUAUUGUUUACAUUAUAUUAUUUUAUAUUGAUGUGAAAGCCAUAAUUAUUUUAUUGACAUCGAAUAUUGUUUUCUUAUUAUAUUUAAUAUAAUUUAGUUACGUGGAAAUUACGAAGUUAAAGCUGUAUUUUAUGUUAAUCAGUUAUUUAUUCAUUGUUAUAUUAUUUUUUAAUUUUAAAGAGUUAUUUAUUUAUCUUGCAGCCCUGUUAGAGUAUUAUUUGCGUCUGGAGGUAAUUGCGUUAGGUUUAUUAUAUGUUAUUAUGUUAAUUAAUGAUUAUUAUGAUUAUAUAAUUUGCCUAAUAUUGCUAUAAUAGAACCUGAAUAUAAAACUAUUUUGUUACUUGUAAGGCACUUCAAAAUACACAAAGUUUUUAAAUUAAGUACCUAGUAUAAGUGUAAUAGAGGGAUAUUUUUGGCGAAAAUGCCAUUUUAAAGAUACCUACCGUUUUAAUUUAUAUACUUAAUGAAGUGAUGUUACAAAUGUUAGCAACGUUUUUAAACAAAAUAUCACUAUACAAUUUUCUAUUCUAUUUUAUGUAUAGGUUAAGACUAAUAAUGACUUUUCAUCAGUUUCAUCACAAUAUAAUUAAGGCAAGGUACUGUAAGGACCACGCACUUAAUGAAACGGACAUAAGAAUUUCAAAGUGCAUUUUAUCAACAUAUUGUAUUAUCCUCGGGAAAGAUCAGAUGUCGUCACUUUUUAAUUGCUCAUGGCAUCUCUUGACAGCCACUAUCAAAGAUUCUUCACAUAAGAUUAAGGGUUAUUUUAAUUAGUAAUUGAUAUUUACUUUAUUCAUUUAUAUAAUCGGCAGAAAAUUCGUCUUCAUAUCUAUUUCCAAGUAUGUGAAGUGAUUUUGAGAUUGGUUGUUGAGUCUUUUUGGUACCUAGUACCUAUCUCUUAGUGCUAUGCCUAGUUUACACCUGACGGAUUCUCAAUUAAAGUUAUUCUCAUUGUGGUGCAAUGUUUUUGUUUAAUUAUCGAUUACUUGCAACUACUUAGUUGUUAAUCAUAAGAACCACACGUGUUUUGAAUGUAUAGAUGUGUCUUUUGCAGUUUAAUAUCCAUUCCAAUUGGUUAGUCUUAAGUUUUAUCUAAAUUGUCGUCAUGUGUAAACAGAGCAUUUAUUUCGUAAUUUGGAAAAUUUUGUAGCGGUUAUCGCAUUGUAGGAAUAUAAUCAAUUUUAUAUUUUCCACUUACACCUUUGUACUAACAGUAAUGUUUUAGUAAUAAUAAAACGCAUGAAUGUAAAAA